Messenger RNA from Beta vulgaris subsp. vulgaris (sugar beet), 4713 nucleotides. Its product is annotated as subtilisin-like protease SBT3.13. The record is from RefSeq and is a predicted model, not a curated record. NCBI's taxonomy places the organism in Eukaryota, Viridiplantae, Streptophyta, Magnoliopsida, Caryophyllales, Amaranthaceae. Gene Ontology annotation, molecular function: serine-type endopeptidase activity. Gene Ontology annotation, biological process: proteolysis.
AUGAAAGAAAAAUCAAUUUAUACUUAGAAAUAUAUAUGACAUUUUUCCAGAAAUUAGGGCUCUCAAAUUUCAUGUUUAUGGUAAAAAACGAGAGUAGUCUUUAUUGUAAAAACUGGACAAAAACACACUUUUCAAGAUAAGAAAUAUAGCUGCCAAUAUUAUGUCAUAAUCUAUAUGUUUAUUCUGUGUGAAUUGUAUGCUUACUUCUAUUGAUUUAUAAUUGCAUGUGACUGAUUAGUUUGUUCAUUGACUUUAUUUCUAAGUGAAGUAAAGAAGGCACCAUUUUGUUGUUAUAUUAAGUAUGUAUAGCACAAGGUUUGCCAGAAUUACAGUUUAUGCUUAGAAGUAAUGACAUUAGCUUAUUGGCGUUGUCGUCUGUUUGUUUUGGUGCUUCAACAGGCAAUCUUAUGGUUCUUGGCUUAUGGGUCGACCGAGGUUCACAUUGUGUAUAUGGGAGAUAGGAAACAUGAGGAACACCAACAAGUUCAGGAUUCUCAUCACUGGAUUCUGGCACAUCUUCUUGGAAGAAGUGCAGAGCAGUCUAUUCAGUACAGCUAUAAGCAUGGGUUUUCAGGAUUUGCUGCCAUCUUAACCAAAUCCCAAGCUGAAGUUAUUGCAGAUCAUCCUGAAGUUGUUGCCAUAGUCGUAAAUAAGAUUUUUAAUGUGCAAACAACUAGAAGUUGGGAUUUCCUCCAUGUAAAACCCCAACUCACUGAUGGAAUUCUGCCAAGGGCCCAUAUUGGAGCUGGAACUGUGAUCGGAAUCAUCGACACUGGCAUAUGGCCCGAGGCAAAGAGCUUUGGAGAUGAUGGCAUGCAGAGUGUUCCAUCGCAUUGGCAUGGUAUAUGUCAGGGAGGUGAACAUUUCAACCAUUCCCAUUGCAAUAAGAAAAUAAUUGGUGCACGUAAAGGAUAUGAGGCUGUCGUUGGAACUCUGAACCGGAAUGUUCUGCCUGAAUUAUUAUCUCCUCGUGAUGCAGUCGGCCAUGGUACUCACACUGUGUCAAUAGCUGCUGGGGUCUUUGUGUAAAAUGCAAAUUUUGCAACACUAGCAGAAGGAUUGGCAAGAGGUGGAGCUCCUUUAGCUCAUCUUGCUGUCUACAAAGCUUGUUGGGUUGAUGGGACGUGUAUCUCAGCUGAUAUCUUGGCUGCUUUUGAUGAUGCCAUCCCUGAUGGGUUGGAUGUCCUUUCUGUAUCUCUGAAUUUUCCUCCGCCCCUUGAUUCUUAUGUUAGUGAUCCUAUAGCAAUUGGCUCUUUCCAUGCUGUGGCGAAAGGAAUUACCGUGGUCUAUGCAGCAGGAAAUGAUGGUCCACACCCUCAAAAUGACAAUAACUGGAUGCUCCUGCUCUCAACAGACGCCCUAAAGAGGAGACUUCAGAAUUGCAUCGGGGACAUCCAUGUAUCAGGAAUUGUAGAUCUUCUUAAAUCUGUCCAUCACAUGAGUCCUGCUGCAAUUAAGUCUGCAAUCAUCACCACAGAGAGUGCACCCUUAUUAAUUAUUCUAUCCUAUGCAUUCUAUACAUUUGGUCAUACGUUUCAUUUCUUCUUCCCCGUCUUCUACGCACCUUCUACAAAAGAUACGUUUGGGCAACAUAUAGUGGCCGAAGGCUAUCCCCGCAAGGUAGCUGGCAUUGACUAUGGAGGUGGACACAUUGAACCUAACAAGGCUCUUGAUCCAGGUCACAUAUAUGACAUAAGAACUUCAGAUUAUAUCACUUUUCUUUGCUUCAUGGGCUAUAGGAAUUUCGCUAUCAAGUCCAUGAUGGGAGCUAAAAUAAACUGCCGAAAUAUGAAAGAAUCCCUUGUGAAUCUAAAUGUGCCUUCCGUUUCGGUUCCCGAGCUCAAAACUAGCUUAGUGGUCGGAAGAAGAGUAACAAAUGUUGGUCCUGCACUAUCUGUGUAUACAGUAAGAGUUGAAGCUCCUGCUGGUGUUAGUGUUAGAGUUAAGCCCUCAGUUUUGGCUUUCAAUUCUACAGUAAAGAAGCUCAACUUCAAGGCCAUUUUCACUUCUCAACUGAGAGUACAGGGUAGAUAUUCUUUUGGAUAUUUAUAUUGGGAAGAUGGUCUGCAUUCAGUCAGAAUACCAUUGGUUGGUAGGACUGGUAUUGAAGAGUUCUAUACUGAAGCAUAAUGGAUUUGGAGCGGAACUCUUAUUACGUAUUUCCUCUGUUUCUCUUUACUAUAAGUGUAAAAGUCUAAUCGUUGCAAGUGAAAAGAAGCCGAGGAAGUAUAACAUAUUGACAAUUUUCCAAAUGACGAUGUUAAUUUUCCCAACUUCCCAUAUAUCUGUUCAAGUAAAUGCUAAAUCAAAGUACAUGGCAUGAAGGUGUCUCAACUUCCACAAUUUUGAUGUUACUCAUUGUUUUUUUCAAUAAUGGAUCUUAAUUAGAAAUUUCAAAUAGAAGUUUGAGAACUUGAGGUGGCAUACCACGUUGUCAAGCUUAAUUGUGGACUAUCAUAGCAUACUAUACUGAUGUAAAGCUUACAAAUUGUUAAAAACAUUUUAUUUAUGUUCAAUUGUAUGUGAUUUUGUUUAAAUGUUUAUCAUGAUUUAGAGAACUAAUUGUAACUUUUGAGAAUGAAUUAUUAUUUGUUUGGCAAAACCCUUCUCAAUAACAUGCUUGAGCAUUCGAAUUGGUUUUUGUUGAUCGUAAAUCAUUGUUAUUCAUUAAAACCACUAUUGCUAAUCCUUUAGUCUAUUUUUCUUAUGCACUAGAUUAAAUUUUAACUAAUUAUAUAAGUGUGUCUUGUAUUUAAUUUGACUUACUGUAGUAUAAUAUUAUCGUAAGUUAUUCAAAUUUACUUUUAACUAAUUGUAACCAAUCAUACCUUAUUUGCCAUUUUUGGAAAUAAAAAAUUUAUUGAACAAUAUAGUUACUAAAUUAUACUUACUAAUUGAAACUUUGCUAAUUGUAACUAAAUCGUACUCAUUAAAAUUGUAUUAAUAAAUUAUUGUAUUUUUUAAGUUGAAAUGAGCAAAGCCUAAUAAGUAACCUUGAACUGUAUUUAGUGUGGUUAACUAGUAUUUUACCCUGGGCGUACCCCGAGUUAGUUAUAAUUAUUAAAUAUAUUAUUCAUAAAUUUCAUAUUUGAUUAUAUCAGUUUUUCGUAAUAUUCUGUCUGGUACGAGAUUGAAAAAUAGACAUUAUGGCAUAAUAAGUUGUUCAAAAAAAAAAUUAUGAGGAUUUGGGGAUAAAAAUAACAAUUUCCAUGUGAUUCGCGUAAACAAAUGUUAUUGAAUAUUAAUAAAAGGGUUAAAGAUCAAAAAACUUGUCUACAUGAUUUUAUAAUUACAUAUAAUUACGAGACAUUAUUAUGUUUUACUUUGAAACUUUAAGCAUUGAAAUUGUAUUAGAUUAGUGGUUAAACUCUCACAUUUCAUUUCAAUAGUUGUGUAUUCAAAUCCUAGUAACCACACAUUGUUAAUAUUUUUGAUUGACAUUAUAAGCAUGUGUAUUAGAAUAUUGAGAAGAGCGCCACGUAACAACGUUCAUUUGCAUUAUGUACACCUUUAUAUCGUCGCACUAUACAUGCAGCCAAACAAGGUUGUUGAGGUGAUAAGGCUAGUGAACCACUGUCCCAAGAAGAAGAAAAGUACUAGCCCACCAAAAAAGAAAACAAAUUAUAUUAGCAAUGGAUUUUGUGAGGACUCUUUUUCCUAGUAACUUGUAGAAUAGUACAAUUUACUAAUGAGAACGUAUUGUGUCGGACUCGUCCGACCAUAAUCUUGGUCGGACGACUUUCAGGUGGUUCCAAUUUUUUUUCAGGUAGUCUUCAUUUUUUUCAGGUGGUUCCAAAUUUUUUUCAGGUAGUCUUCAUUUUGUUUUCAGUUAGUCUUCUUUAUUUUUCAGUUGGUUUUUGUGCUUCAGUUAGACUUACUUGGGUUUCAGUUGGUCUUUAUUCUUUUUCAGGUAGUCUACAUUUUUCUUCAGGUAGUCUUCAUUUUGUUUCAGUUAGUCCAUUAUUUCUUUCAGUUGGCCCAUUAUUUCUUUCAGUUGGUCCAACUGAAAGAAAAGAAAGUCUAACUGAAAGAAAAGAAAGUCCAACUGAAAGAAAAACAAUAACCAACUGAAACAAAACAAAGUCCAACUGAAACAAAACAAUAACUAACUGAAACAAAAACAAUAACCAACUGAAACAAAACAAAGUCCAACUGAAACAAAACAAUAACCAACUGAAACAAAACAAUAACCAACUGAAACAAAAAAAACCAACUGAAAACAAUAACGAACUGACCUGAUGAAUCAAAACCAUCUGCAGAAGUGGGAAUUGAUGGUCAACCAUGGCUGGUGAAGGGAGCUUCUUAUUCUCUCUUUCUCCUUGGUGCUUGUGGUUAGAAUUUUCUCAAUUGAGGAAAACAAAGAGGAGAUAAUGAUAUGUGCACACUUGCUCAUUGAGAAUUAACUGAAGUUUCUUUAUACAUCUGACAGGGGAAGGAAAAUCACAUUAAGUGGCCAGCGUGAUCUUGAUCAAGUUGCUUGCACAAUCGGUGUUGCUGCGGUGUAAGACAUUGGUUUACACUGCUACUAACGCGUCAAUCUCUUUGGAUUGUCAGUUCUUGAAACUAGGUGUGUAGAUGAAAUGAAUCAGAUUUCUACUUUUUGUGGCCUAUGUUGAACUUGUUAGUUUUGAGAUACUAUGCUAGUUGUCGGCUUCAGGGUUGUGAAAUUUUAUCAAUGAAAUAUAUAUCUACUACUUGAUUUUUAUCGUCGUA